AGCUGCCCGCCGGCCAGGGGGCGGGGCCUACACGAUGUGACCACGCCUCGUAGAUGGGCGGGGCUGAUACUAAGCCACACCUCCAUCUGCGCCCCUUCCCGCCUGACCCGGUAGUGGAUGCUGAUUGGUCAGCGGAAUAAGGCUCCAAGGGGGACGCGACGUGAUUGCGCCACUUCCUGGCGACGCGCGAUGCUGGCGGCGGCGGGUGGCUCGGGGCCCGGUGGGGCGGGCGGCUCCGGGCCCGGCCCCGGCCCCAGCGGCGGGGAUGGAGACUUCCUGUCGCGGUACCGGCUGGUGUCCGCCAAGCUGCGGCGGCGUUUCCUGCGGAAACCGAACGUAGCGGAGGCUGCGGAGCAGUUCGCGGCGCUGGCGCGGGAGUUGCGUGCCCAGGAGAGCCUGCCCUACGCGGCCUGGUGCCAGCUGGCGGUGGCGCGCUGCGCGCAGAGCCUCUUCCACGGUCCCGCCGAGGCGGCGGCGCUGGGCGAAGCGGCGCGGCUCUUCCUGCGCCAGGAGCGGGACCUGCGGCAGCGCCUGGCCCUGCGCGGCGGUUUCGGCGAGCACCUGGCGGCGGCGCAGAGCUGUGGGGCCUUCGCCGCCCGCCUGCACCUGGAGCGGGGGCAGCCGGCACUGGCGGCCGGGCUCUGCCUAGAGCUGGCGGCAGCGCUGCGCGAUACGGGCCGGCCCGCCCGCGCCGCCGCGCACUUCCAGAGGGCUGCCGAGCUCCUGGCGGCUGCUAAGCUGCCCCUGGAGGCGCUGCGCUGCUUGACGGAGCGCGCCUCCUGCCUGCUGCUGGGCCGUGACUACUCCGGGGCUCUGGCGGCGCUGACGCGGGCGCAGGCGUUGGCUGGAGCCGGGAUCGGGGGGAGCGGCGGGGCCGCGCCCGGCGGAGCCUUCCUGGACGCGCUGGUGAGCUGCGAGGUGUCGCGGGUGCUGCUGCUGCUUCUCCUGCAGCCGCCGCCCGGCAAGCUGCCGCCCGAGCACGCCCGCACGCUGGAGCAGUACUGCUGGGAGGCGCCCGAGGGCGGCACGGCGGGAGGAGGGCUGCCUGCGGCCGCCAGCUACCUGCCUUCAGAGCUCUUCCUGCUGCUGCAGUCCGCCGUACUGGCCUGCCAGGAGAAGGACGCGGCCGCGCUGCGGGCUCUGCAGGCCGAGCUGUGGCCGCUGUUGAGCGCCGAGCAGAACCACCUGCUGCACCUGGUGCUGCAGGAUAUGCUCAGCCCCGCGGGACACGGGCUCUGAAAGCCGCUCGGACUGUCACUGGACUGUGCCCGGACGGUCCCUGCUGCCUCGGGACUGCGGAAUUCGCGUGCGCGGGGAGCUGCCGGCGGGACGAGCUCGGGUCGCGUGGCCCCGCCGGCGGGGAGCGUAAUGCCGUGUUACGGUCGAGCUCAGCGUCUGAAAUAAAGCUGCGGUGCUAGCGCGC
This is a messenger RNA of Tympanuchus pallidicinctus (lesser prairie-chicken), 1423 nucleotides long. It is a transcript of the gene F8A1, whose product is annotated as coagulation factor VIII associated 1. The transcript has a single exon. Gene Ontology annotation, cellular component: early endosome. Gene Ontology annotation, biological process: vesicle cytoskeletal trafficking. The record is from RefSeq and is a predicted model, not a curated record. Gene Ontology annotation, molecular function: protein binding. The coding region runs from base 118 to 1239 and encodes 373 amino acids. Lineage: Eukaryota; Metazoa; Chordata; Aves; Galliformes; Phasianidae.